Talaromyces rugulosus is the source of this 2085-nucleotide messenger RNA. RefSeq lists its product as uncharacterized. Lineage: Eukaryota; Fungi; Ascomycota; Eurotiomycetes; Eurotiales; Trichocomaceae. The transcript is spliced from 4 exons. Bases 1 to 2085 code for a protein of 694 amino acids. The record is from RefSeq and is a predicted model, not a curated record.
AUGGCGACUGAACGCUCGCUAGCAACGCUGCUGCGGUCGCUACAAACGGCCUCGGAGCCGGAGGAUGCAUAUGCCUUGCUACCGACCGCAACCAGCUUCCUCGCAGUGCUUACCAAUCCAUUGAACGUGACGCUGCUUUCCUCGCAAAUCCUGGCAUCGCCAGCGAUAUGGGAUCACCAGAUUGACUUGCACACCUGCCGACGAAUCUUGAGUGUAUUCAAUACCGCCGCCAUCGGCAUCAUACAAAACGAGGCUGCCGACGAACCACGCGCCCCCUACGCCCGACGAGGACUGGAUCGAGAAGCAUGGCUAAAGGCUGUUGUGGAUGGGGCGGACGAUAAAUCUCCUCGAUGGCGACAUCUUAUCCUUCUGGCUGGCGUUUUGCUUGGAUUUGAGGGGCAAAACAGACAAGGGCUGCCGCGUAACCUUCGAUAUAAGCUGGAGUCGGCGCUUGCCCAAGCCACGCAGCUUGCGCUCCAGGAAGAUGCUUAUCUGGAUGGAAUUGCGGGGUGCUGUAUUACAAUGGUCCUAAACUAUACCUUUGAGCACUUAUCCGACCAGAAUCGCAGUCGCAUUGAUUACGAUCGCUUACUACCGUUGAUGCUCAGCUCGACAUUCUCUUCAAGCGAAGGCCUCGACAAAGCCUACUUUGUGGGAACGGCAGAUCGUGAUAUUGUUGAAGGGAACACAAAAAAGUUUGGGUGGUCGCCCGAGUCGAUGACCUACCAACACGUGAAGGACAUAACUGCGCGGCCUUUGGUCGCAUCGCUAGGACCCCUCUCACGGCUCAUCGCACAUGCCAUGGAGAAUGUUACCGACCCUAACAUCGUGGCGGAUGGUAUGAGCUUUAUCAACGAUUUUGCGCGAACUUUAUUAGCCCAAUGGCGACAGAACAAGCUGUCAGAAGUGGAUCCAUCAGAGGAGACCGAGUUCCUCAAUGCCGAGUCACUAAAGUCGACUAUACCAGAUCUCUGGCGUCUACUUCGAUCAUCCAUGUUCUCAAUAGUCAUAAUUCUACGAGCGGUGCUUGGCAGAAUGCUAAACGACCGUGUGCUCGCUGCUGGCAGUGUGGCACCUUUUAUUGCAGUGCAAUCAUUACAUAUUCUUCGUAAUCUUUACUUUAUCACCUCACGCGCUGGGCAGAAUUCCUCUUCACAGUACUCUUUUGUUAAUCUCGUCGCUAUCGAUAUCCUUGCACAAUAUCCAGACCUGGCCGAGAACUUUCUACGAACCAUCAAACCCAUUGAGCUGGGCCAUAUUCCCGACCACCCAUUAGAACGAUCUCUUGAUUUGUUCUUUUUAAAUACGGCUGAACACUUUGCGCUCACUCUCCCUCCGCAAACAAACGAAGAGCUUGUCAUCUCAGCUGCCACACCAUACUUAGCAGCUGGAGGGAAUAAUCAUUUAUUGGAAAUUUUUGAAGCGGCACACAGCGUGGUGCUCGCUGUCUUUUCAGCUCCACAGAAUGCCGAUGUGACUGCCAAACACCUACCCUUUUAUGUCGAUAAUCUUUUCACGGUAUACCCACAAAACCUCUCCGUUCGCCAAUUCCGGCUCGCAUUCAGAUCUGUGGUGCAAAUAGCAGCGCCUCCCUCGCCAUUAGCCAGCAGCCAGCCUCUCCUGGCACCUACCUUGUUGGAACUUGCUCACGAGCGUGCCCUUCAAGCAUCAUCCACAAUCCUACCACCAUCCACGCAGUCCUCUGAAGAAAACGCGUUGGAAUCACCACCUUCACACUCUGAGAGAUCAGGCAUUAUCCUCGCCAUAAUCGACUCCCUCCCUUUCCUCCGCGUCGAAGACCUCGAGGAAUUCCUCCCGCUGACUGCACGCCUCAUCAAUAGCACUGUUGAAGAACCAGAGGAUAUCCGCGCCACCUGCAUCGAACGCUUUUGGGACGUUUUGAGUGGCGGCGAAAUGGACGUCGAUCGCGCCAAUUUUUGCGUUACAUGGUGGUGCACGCGAGGCGGAAGGGAGCUUUUGCUGUUUGGCGAACAUCAUCAACAGCAGGCACAGCAUCGGCCUGUUUCUGAAGAACCGCUAAUGAGCGGGGCAGUGGUUGAUUUGUCUCGUGAGAGCAAGUUAUGA